UGCUGACUAAGAUGGCGACUGAGGCGCAGGGUGAAGGGGAGGUGCCAGCCAGUGAUUCCCGCCCGAGUGAUGCCAUCUGCAAUUUUGUUAUCUGCAAUGACUCUUCCCUUCGAGGGCAGCCCAUUAUCUUCAAUCCUGACUUUUUUGUGGAGAAACUCCGACAUGAGAAACCUGAGGUGUUCACCGAGUUGGUGGUCAGCAAUAUCACAAGGCUCAUUGACUUACCUGGAACUGAGCUGGCUCAGCUGAUGGGGGAAGUGGACCUUAAAUUGCCUGGUGGGGCUGGCCCAACGUCAGGAUUCUUCCGGUCUCUAAUGUCUCUCAAGCGAAAGGAAAAAGGAGUGGUAUUUGGAUCCCCAUUGACGGAGGAAGGCAUUGCCCAGAUAUACCAGCUAAUUGAGUAUCUACACAAAAACUUGAGAGUAGAGGGUUUGUUUAGAGUUCCAGGGAAUAGUGUCCGACAGCAGAUUUUAAGAGAUGCUCUCAAUAAUGGAACUGAUAUUGACUUGGAAUCAGGGGAGUUUCAUUCAAAUGACGUUGCUACCUUGCUGAAGAUGUUUCUGGGAGAGUUACCUGAGCCCCUGCUGACUCAUAAACAUUUCCAUGCACACCUCAAAAUUGCUGAUUUGAUGCAGUUUGAUGAUAAAGGAAACAAGACCAAUGUUCCAGAUAAGGAGCGGCAAAUUGAGGCUCUCCAGUUGCUCUUCCUCAUUCUCCCUCCACCCAAUCGUAACUUGCUGAAGUUAUUGCUUGAUCUCCUGUACCAGACAGCAAAGAAACAAGACAAGAAUAAGAUGUCUGCCUAUAACCUUGCCCUUAUGUUUGCACCCCAUGUCCUGUGGCCGAAAAAUGUCACUGCAAAUGACCUUCAAGAAAAUAUCACAAAGUUAAACAAUGGGAUGGCUUUUAUGAUUAAACACUCCCAGAAACUUUUUAAGGCUCCUAUUUAUAUUCGGGAAUGUGCCAGAUUGCACUAUUUGGGCUCCAGAACUCAAGCAUCAAAGGAUGAUCUUGAUCUGAUAGCUUCAUGUCCUACUAAGUCCUUCCAGUUGACAAAAUCUCAGAAACGGAAUUGGGUAGAUUCCUGCUCUCACCAGGAGGAGACCCAGCAGCGUACGGAAGAGGCAUUGAGAGAGUUGUUCCAACAUGUUCACAAUAUGCCAGAGUCAGCAAAGAAGAAACAACUUAUUAGACAGUUUAAUAAACAGUCUGUGAUCCAAACGCCAGGGCGAGAAUCUCCUACUCCUCGGGUACAGAAAAGAGCCCGUUCACGUUCCUUCAGUGGCCUUAUUAAGCGGAAGGUCCUGGGAAAUCAGAUGAUGUCAGAAAAGAAAAACAAGUAUCCUACUCCGGAAUCUGUAGCCAUUGGUGAAUUGAAGAGAGCCAGCAAAGAAAAUAUGAACUUAUUAUAUUCUGGCUCUCCAGCUGUCACGAUGACACCAACAAGAUUGAAAUGGCCUGAGGGGAAGAAAGAAGGGAAAAAAGGUACUGAUUGUACUUAUUCUGUGUUCUUACCGAGCGAUUCCUCUGAAGGAUCCAGAGUACUCCUGUUGUCCACCUGGAAUUUCCUCUUUAGUGGGCCAGACGUCAUUACUGCUCAGAGAAGCUUGGACUUGCAGCUUGCUGCGUUUAGCACUGUGAAAGUCAACUAAUCCUGUGACCUGACUGACACCGCUAACCGCACUCACUGGAUAAUGUCUGCAGACUCUGUCUACUGAACGGGCGCUGGCAUCUCUUUCUCUUGUCUUUGAAGCAUUGUGGGGAAACCACUAAGCAGCCAACCUGCUCACACAGCACAGUAAAUGGGCAGAACCAGCUGGGCUCCAGUGCUCAUUCCAUGAAUUUGUUUUAGCAGAUAUUAUUUUUAAAAAUCUGAAAGUUCUUUCAACUGCCAGUUUUUGGGUUUUUUUUUAAGUGCUGUCAGUCCUGGUGGAUUGAUAUUAUUUUUAACUGAUACUUGGGGCUUUUCUCUGUUUUGAUAGUAUGGGUGUUAUUUUGGUUGUUUCUUGUUAAUUUGCUGUUUGUUUUUUUAAAGCCAUUUUUUAGAUAGGUCAUCUAAAUUAUGCCUAAGACAGAUAUCUUUCCCUUGUUUUUUCACCAUAAGCUUUGGGAAAGCUCUUGAUC
Molecule: messenger RNA, 2124 nt
Organism: Lontra canadensis (Northern American river otter)
Lineage: Eukaryota; Metazoa; Chordata; Mammalia; Carnivora; Mustelidae
Gene: ARHGAP19
Product: Rho GTPase activating protein 19
Exons: 12
Coding region: 12-1652 (546 amino acids)
Biological process (GO): signal transduction; regulation of small GTPase mediated signal transduction
Cellular component (GO): cytoplasm
Molecular function (GO): GTPase activator activity
Source: RefSeq, a predicted model, not a curated record